ACCUCCGGGCAAAAUAUGUCGCAUCAUCAGCAGGUCCUCUCGGAAUCGACGGCCCUUCGCCUGAUCAAUGGGAUGGUGGCCACCGGCAGUGCCACGCCCCCGGCCGUUCAGCCGCCUUCGACGGGACCGGCGGACGUUAGUUGUUUGCCGGAAAUCGGGGCCACCAACCGGGGCACUCCCACUGCCUCAAUGGCCGCCCUGGAAAUAUCGUCGGCUCGUCAGAGGAUGUUGCCACCCAUAACUAGGCGUCCCUCGCAGGAGAGCGUCCACUCGGCGAACGAGAAUGGCAACUCGUGCCGCAUUUGCCGCUGGAAUCGCAGCGAUAUGGAGAUCAUCAAGUGUCCCUGCAAUUGCAAGGGCAGCGUGGGAUUCAUCCACCUGAAGUGCCUGAAGCGCUGGAUUAUGCACAGGCGGGAUAAUCGCUGCGAGAUCUGCAAUGCGGUCUUCGACAUCUCGGAGGAGCGGGUCAGCCUGAAGCAGAUGAUGCGAACCUUUUGCUGCGGUCGCUGUUGCGGCCUGAUCGUAAAGCACCUGCUGUUUAGCGCCUCACUGAUGCCACUGGCCCACAUCAUUUUGCAGCAGGUUCUGCAGUGCAUGGAUAAUCUCAACCAGGGCAGCACCGAGCAGCUCACCGUCCAGGAGGUGUUCGUCGCCUCCUGCGCCCUUUUGACCUCCAGCGCCCUUUUCUUUCACUUCUUCGAGUUCGUCACCACGCGCUGCCUGCUCAUCCGGAACAUCCUGCGCCACUGGUGGAUGUUCGGCAGCACCUCCGACUUUGCCCUGGUGGAGAUCGAGGACGACUCCAUCGAUCUCUUUUGAUCAGGAUAAUAAAAAGAUGUUAAAAAGGCUGCGAGCGAAAGGGGUGAACGGUGCAAUUUUCCACCGACCAACAGACAUCUUCGAUGAUUUCACUAAGAUCUGAUCUAGUUAGAACAAAUUUUAAUUU
Molecule: messenger RNA, 946 nt
Organism: Drosophila takahashii
Lineage: Eukaryota; Metazoa; Arthropoda; Insecta; Diptera; Drosophilidae
Biological process (GO): protein ubiquitination
Molecular function (GO): zinc ion binding; ubiquitin-protein transferase activity
Source: RefSeq, a predicted model, not a curated record